AUGUCGUUGAGCUUAUAUUGGGCUUCAGCGUUCAUUUUACCAAAGAGAGUUACAAACGAAAUUGAGAAGAGGCUGCGAAACUUCUUAUGGAAGGGCUCAACAAAUAGUGGCUAUGCUAAGGUAGCGAGGCUGCGAAACUUCUUAUGGAAGGGCUCAACAAAUAGUGGCUAUGCUAAGGUAGCAUGGAAAGAAUUGUAUCGGCAGAUGGACGAGGGAGGUCUUAGGUUCAAGGACAUUACUACCUUGAAUCGAGCCUUAAUGACUAAGAAACUCUGUGAUAUCAUUCGGUGUGAUCAAACCUCUAUUCGGGUUGAAUGGCUAUACAAUGGCCAGUUACAAGACACUUCCAUAUGGACAAUUCGAGAGCAUGGAGAUUCAUGGAGUUGGAGGAAACUCCUACGUCUACGGAUUUUUCUCCGUCCUAUGGUGGACUACCAAAUCGGAGAUGGGCGAAAAUUUCACCUUUGGCAGGACCCGUGGCAUUACCUCGGACCACUUAUUGAGACAUUUCCAUGUGGACCGAGGCUCCUUGGAAUUGAGGAGACAGCAAAAUUCAGCACGAUGAUUAGUGGAGGAGAAUGGUAG
Messenger RNA from Sesamum indicum (sesame), 585 nucleotides. The record is from RefSeq and is a predicted model, not a curated record. Lineage: Eukaryota; Viridiplantae; Streptophyta; Magnoliopsida; Lamiales; Pedaliaceae.